Molecule: messenger RNA, 1183 nt
Organism: Astyanax mexicanus (Mexican tetra)
Lineage: Eukaryota; Metazoa; Chordata; Actinopteri; Characiformes; Acestrorhamphidae
Gene: ift27
Product: intraflagellar transport 27 homolog (Chlamydomonas)
Exons: 7
Coding region: 255-746 (163 amino acids)
Cellular component (GO): Golgi apparatus
Molecular function (GO): GTPase activity; GTP binding
Source: RefSeq, a predicted model, not a curated record
UCGUGUGCAGCUUGUCUGGGCGGAAGAGAGUGGAGCUGUUAUGAGAGAGAGAGAGCUGCGCUGAUUAAAACGGUUUAGUGGUUUAUUAUUGUUGUAUGAUUGGUGGCUGAUUCAGAUAGACAGAUUUAUCCGAUGGUGAAAUUACGGGCCAGGUGUAUUCUCGUGGGUAAGCUGCAUGUUCCGGGUCUUUAAUGACUUUAAUGGUUAACGUGGUGUAAGGUGAUGCAGCGGUGGGGAAAAGCGCCCUCUCUCAGAUGUUCCGCAGCGACGGCGCUCACUUCCAGAAGAACUACAGCAUGACCGCUGGUGUGGAGCUGCUGGUGAAACCAGUGAACAUUCCAGAGACCAGUGACAGUGUGGAGCUGUACAUCUACGACUCAGCUGGACGGGAAACCUUCGCGGAAGCCUGUGAGAAAAUGUGGGGGCAGCCUUCGGUGGUUUGUGUGGUGUUCGAUAUCAGCAGCCUGGCGUCUUUUAACAGUUGCAGCCGGUGGCUGCAGAGAGUCCGAGCACACUGCAAUGGACUGCAGGUACCAGGUGUGCUGGUGGGGAAUAAGUCAGACCUGUCGUCAAGGCGGGAGGUGGAAGAGACCACAGCACAGGAUUGGGCACAAAGCCAGGGUCUCCAGUACCACGAAACCUCAGCUAAGGAGAUGGAGAACUGUGAUGCCCCCUUCCUGAGUUUAGCCCAGGCCUUUUACACACUUUAUCAGGAGCGCAGGCAGAUGAUUCAGACCCUCGGCUGAUGUUCAGUCUAAUUCUGGAGAGUCCACUACAUUUAGGUGAUUUCAUGCUCUAGCACUGCAGCUCUGAACCCUGGUCCUGGAGUCCCCAACCUACACAUUUUAGUGAUUCACCUACUUCCAACACACCUGGUCUAACUAACUAUGUAAUUAUCUGCUCCAUUCCCAUGCUGGAGUGAGUGUGUUACAGUAGAAGCAACACAAAAGUGUAAAGAGCAGGGUUCUUCUGGACCAGUGUUGGAGAUCUUUGCUUUCUUAAUCAUUCACAGUAAACCGCAGUGUGAGCAAAUCACCAGUCAACUGUAGUAAGAGUCCCCUGUUCACUUUGUACCAGUACCACAUUUAAUACUGCAAAUCACUUUGUAUGUACAUUCUUUGCAUUUAUACAAAAAUAAAACAAAUUCAAUAAAUGAAACAAUGGGCAUGUGCCUGCUACAGAA